This is a messenger RNA of Anoplopoma fimbria (sablefish), 8918 nucleotides long. RefSeq names its product golgi brefeldin A resistant guanine nucleotide exchange factor 1 (gene gbf1). The record is from RefSeq and is a predicted model, not a curated record. NCBI's taxonomy places the organism in Eukaryota, Metazoa, Chordata, Actinopteri, Perciformes, Anoplopomatidae. Gene Ontology annotation, molecular function: guanyl-nucleotide exchange factor activity. Gene Ontology annotation, biological process: regulation of ARF protein signal transduction.
UAUCCACGUAUGGGCAGUCUAUAGAACAGUGAACACAUAAGAGGGUUUGGAGAUAUUAAGUUAUCACGCAGUGGGAUGUCCGAUCUGUUCAGUGGGUCCUGUCAUCGUAGUGAGCUGAACUUUGGUCUUCUUCAUUCACUGUUGGCCGGCUAGCCUGCUAGCUUGCCUAACUAGGCUAGCAUUAGCAACAGCAGGACUCCAUCUUCUGAACACCAGCCACACACAGAAAAGCAGCAUGGUGGACAAGAAUAUCUACAUCGUCCAGGGUGAAAUUAGCACGGUUGUUGGAGCUAUCAAGAGAAACUCCAGAUGGAAUACCCACACUCCACUGGACGAAGAACAGGACCCAUUACUAAACAGCUUUGGCCACCUCAAGGAAAUACUCAACAACAUUAAAGAGCUCUCUGAUGUUGAGCCAAACGUUUUUCUGAGGCCCUUCCUAGAAGUGGUUCGCUCCGAGGACACCACCGGACCAAUCACAGGCCUUGCCCUCACUUCUGUCAACAAGUUCCUUUCCUAUGGCCUUAUAGAUGCUAACCAUGAGGCAGCAGCAGAAGCCAUCGAGAACAUGGCAGACGCAGUCACACACGCUAGAUUUGUGGGAACGGACCCUGCCAGCGAUGAAGUCGUCCUCAUGAAAAUUCUACAGGUCCUGAGGACGCUGCUGCUGACACCCGUUGGAGCCCAUCUGACCAACGAGUCCGUUUGUGAGAUCAUGCAGUCCUGCUUCAGGAUCUGCUUCGAGAUGCGCCUAAGUGAGCUCCUCAGGAAAUCAGCUGAACAUACACUGGUUGACAUGGUGCAGCUACUGUUCUCUAGACUUCCACAGUUCAAAGAGGAGGCUAAGAGUUUUGUGGGUGCCAACAUGAAGAAGUUGAAGAUGCGCGCCGGGGGGAUGAGUGAGUCAUCCAAAUGGAAGAAGCAGAAACGCUCCCCAAGGCCGCCUCGCCACAUGGUCCGAAGUCCCUCCGGUCAGAUGGACUCAACCCAGUCCAGCACCCUCAGCAACAACAACCUCUCAGGUGGCGUCCCCUUCAUUGAGCAAGGCUUGUCCACCUCGGGCCUACCAGCUUCAGACAGCGCUGCUUCGUCCGUUUCCAGUCCUACAACCACAGACAGCGGCCUGGACACCUGUUCCAAAGCCACCUCCAGGGAAGACCUCUCUGACCUGGAACAGUGUAACUCAUCGGCCACCACCCCUUGCACUGCCACCAUCCUUCCUGAGCCUGAGCCCAGCUCACCCGAUGCACAGUCUGAGGACAGGCAGGUUGAACCAGCUCAGUCUACCUCAGUGGAGUCCAUCCCUGAGGUUCUGGAGGACAAAGACUCAGACGGCACCUCUAUCCAUGAUAUGGACUAUGUCAAUCCUAGAGGAGUGCGUUUCACACAGUCCACACAAAGAGAUGGAGCGUCUCUCAUCCCUUAUGGCCUGCCAUGUCUAAGGGAGCUUUUUCGCUUCCUGAUCUCACUGACCAACCCACAUGACCGCCACAACACUGAUGCAAUGAUGCACAUGGGUCUGCAGCUGCUGACUGUAGCACUUGAGUCGGCACACAUCACUAACUACCAGUCAUUAAUGGGACUGGUCAAAGAUGAGCUCUGCAGACAUCUCUUCCAGUUGCUGAGUAUGGACCGUAUGAACCUGUACGCUUCCUCCAUACGGGUUUGCUUCUUGCUUUUCGAAAGCAUGAGAGUACAUCUUAAGUUUCAGCUUGAGAUGUACCUAAAGAAACUGAUGGACAUCAUCACGUCAGAGAACAUUAAGAUGCCCUACGAGAUGAAGGAGAUGGCUCUGGAGGCGCUGGUCCAGCUGUGGAGGAUCCCCAGCUUCGUCACUGAGCUCUACAUCAACUAUGACUGUGACUUCUACUUCUCCAAUCUAUUUGAGGACCUCACCAAGCUGCUGUCCAAGAAUGCGUUUCCAGUGUCGGGGCAGCUCUACACCACCCACCUCUUAUCACUGGAGGCUCUGCUCACAGUGAUCGACAGCACGGAAGCCCACUGCCAGGCCAAGGUGCUCACAAGCACUGCUCAACAAGACCAGUCAGAAACACUGCUGGCAGAUGGAGAAGCUACCACCACAAACGGAACAGACACUACAGCUGAUUUUAAUAGACUUGACAGCACCGAUGAUCUUCCACCAGCUGAGGAUGCACCAGUGUGUCCACCGACCAGUGGACAUCUGAUGGCAGAGAAGAUGAGACUGGGAAGACAGGAUCAAGGGGACAAUGACUCUGCUGAGAACAGAGCCUUGAAAAAGCCUCACCGUUUCUCAUCAUGUUUACCCGAUUCCCAAGAGUUGAUGGACAUUAGAACGAAGAAGAAGCUGCUGAUCACAGGCACAGAGCAGUUUAACCAGAAGCCCAAGAAGGGGAUCCAGUUUCUGCAGGACAAAGGCCUGCUGAGCAGCCCUUUAGACAACAACCAGGUGGCCCAGUGGCUCAGAGAAAACCCCCGACUGGACAAAAAGAUGAUCGGCGAGUACGUCAGCGAUCGCAAGAACAUGGAGCUCCUGGACAGCUUUGUCAACACAUUUGGCUUCCAGGGGCUUCGUAUCGACGAGGCCCUGCGGCUCUACCUGGAGGCCUUCAGACUCCCAGGAGAGGCUCCUGUCAUCCAGAGACUCCUGGAAACAUUCACCGACAACUGGCAUAAAGUGAACGGCUCUCCCUUCAUGACCAACGAUGCAGGCUUCGCCUUGGCCUACGCUGUCAUAAUGCUCAAUACUGACCAGCAUAACCACAAUGUCCGCAAGCAGAAUAUCCCCAUGACUAUAGAGCAAUUCAAGAAAAAUCUGAAGGGAGUAAAUGGAAAUAAAGACUUUGACCAGGACAUGUUGGAGGAUAUCUACAAUGCUAUCAAGAAUGAGGAGAUUGUGAUGCCAGAUGAGCAGUCAGGGUUAGUGAAGGAGAACUAUGUGUGGAGCGUGGUGCUACACCGCGGAGCCACACCCGAAGGUGUUUUCCUCCACGUGCCACCCGGCAGCUACGACCACGACUUGUUCACCAUGACUUGGGGCCCCACCAUCGCCGCCCUUUCCUACGUCUUUGACAAGAGCCUGGACGACAACAUCAUCCAGAAGGCCAUCACUGGCUUCAGGAAGUGCGCCAUGAUAGCAGCUCACUAUGGCUUCAGUGAUGUUUUUGACAAUUUGAUCAUCUCCCUCUGCAAGUUCACCACUCUGAGUAGUGAGUCAGUGGAAAACCUUCCAACAGUGUUUGGCAGCAAUAAUAAAGCACAGACAGCAGCCAAGACGGUGUUUGACCUCGCCCAUCGGCACGGCAACAUCCUGAGGGAGGGCUGGAAGAACAUCAUGGACUCCAUGCUACAGCUGUUCAGAGCCGAGCUCUUGCCCAAAGCCAUGGUGGAGGUGGAGGAUUUUGUGGAGCCAAAUGGGAAGAUUUCUCUUCAAAGAGAGGAAACGCCUUCAAAUCGAGGAGAGUCGGCGGUGUUGAGUUUUGUUAACUGGUUGACGCUGAGUGGAGCCGAGCAGUCAGGACUCAGAGGACCGUCCACGGAAAACCAGGAGGCCAAGCAGGCUGCCAUCCUCUGCAUAAAGCAAUGUGACCCAGAGAAGCUGAUUACAGAGAGUAAAUUUCUCCAGCUGGAGUCUCUACAGGAGCUAAUGAAGGCUCUGAUAUCAGUCACCCCAGAUGAAGAGACCUACGAUGAAGAGGAUGCUGCCUUCUGCUUGGAGAUGUUGCUGCGUAUCAUUCUGGAGAACCGAGACCGCGUGUCGUGUGUGUGGCAGAUGGUGCGAGACCAUCUCUGCCAUCUUUGUGUCCACCCCAACGAAAGCUGCUUCCUGGUGGAGAGGGCUGUGGUGGGACUUCUUCGGCUUGCAAUCCGCCUGCUACGACGAGAAGACAUCAGCUCUCAGGUUCUCCUCUCACUGCGCCUCCUGCUGAUGAUGAAACCUCCCGUGUUGUCCCGGGUCAGUAGGGAGGUGGCCUUUGGCCUCCAUGAGCUGCUGAAGACUAAUGCAGCCAACAUCCACAGCACAAACGACUGGUUCACACUCUUCUCCUUGCUGGAGUGCAUCGGAGCCGGAGUGAAACCUCCCGCCUCAUUCCAGCUCACCUCCACCACUACUGACAAUGACACAGGAGCCCAGUCAGAUAGCGAGCUGCCAUCUCAUCAUGUCAGUGAAGUGAACUCAGACCGGGGCUACACGUCUGACUCAGGGAUCUACACUGAGCACAGCAAGACCAGGAUCCCUCGCUCCAUAACGGAUGUGGAUGUAGCAAGCAGUGGAUGGCUCGUGGUUGGGAAAGAGGACCUGGAGAUGAGUAAGACCCCUCCAGUAAACUCUAAAGCUCAGUUGAAUCAUCCACUGGUCAACCAGUACAGUCUGACGCUGGGUCAGGACCUGGGCCAGCACGACACCAAGUCUCUCAUCAAGUGUGUAGAGACGCUCUCGUUCAUCGUCCGUGAUGCCGCCCACGUCACCCCUGACAACUUUGAGCUGUGUGUCAGAGCCAUACGAGUGUUUGUGGAGGCCAGCCUCAACGGAGGCUACCGCAACCAUGACAAGAAGAAGAGCCACAAGUACGACUCCUCCAAGUCCCGGAUGAGAAAGAAGGCAGGGGGAAGGGACAAGGAGGGGGGAGGUGGAACGAGGCGGGGUGGCAGCCGGGCGUCCAAUCAGCGUCCAUCGCGUUCCCACAGCGACGAGGAGGAGGAUGAGGGUGUCCCGGCCAGCUACCACACGGUGUCAUUACAGGUUAGUCAGGACCUGUUGGACCUGAUGCAUACUCUGCACACGCGGGCUGCCAGCAUCUACAGCUCCUGGGCAGAAGAGCAGCGCCACCUGGAGGCUGCAGGAAGGAAGAUCGAGGCCGACUCCCAGACUCUGUGGACCAGCUGCUGGUGCCCUCUGCUGCAAGGCAUUGCUUGGCUAUGCUGUGAUGCCAGACGUCAGGUCCGUAUGCAGGCCCUCACCUACCUCCAGAGGGCGCUGCUGGUCCAUGAUCUGCAGACACUGGACGCCACCGAGUGGGAGUCCUGCUUCAAUAAGGUGCUUUUCCCCCUGCUGACUAAGCUGCUUGACAACAUAAGCCCAGCAGAUGUGGGCGGUAUGGAGGAGACCAGAAUGAGAGCCUGCACCCUCCUGUCAAAGGUUUUCCUCCAGCACCUGUCUCCUCUGCUGUCUCUGCCUACCUUUGCUGCCCUCUGGCUCACCAUUCUGGAUUUCAUGGACAAGUACAUGCACGCAGGAUCCAGUGACUUACUGUUGGAGGCCAUCCCUGAGUCCCUGAAGAACAUGCUGCUGGUGAUGGACACAGCAGGGAUCUUCCACAGCGCUGACUCCAGGACAGGAUACUCAGACCUGUGGGAAAUAACCUGGGAACGGAUCGUGUGCUUCCUGCCUCACCUGAGGGAGGAGCUCUUCAAACAGACGGUCAUACCAGAUCCCAGUCCUCCGGCAGAGCCUGCGCCGCCGCCACCCUCUGCAGGCCGGCCUUCAUCUCCACCGGUGUCUCCGUCACCUGCUCAGCCACCCUCCCCAGUCCCAGUUCCCCCUGCAGAGACACGGACCCCCAGCAGGCCAGCAUCACCCCAGGAGCCCCAAGCAGCCGGUGCCAACGGAUCGGACCGCUCGUCUCCGGUGCCAUCCUCCAUCCCCCCCGUGCCAUUGACAAUCCCCGCCCAGGCUCCCUCACCCCUGAGCCAGUCCCCUCUCAUCCUGCAGCCCCUCGCCUCCCCCCUGCAGGUGGGAGUCCCGCCCAUGUCCCUGCCAAUCAUCCUGAACCCCGCCCUCAUCGAGGCCACGUCCCCCGUACCUCUGCUUCCCGUUCACAGGGUUACGAGUCCUUCUGACGAGGUCAAGUAAGAGAGCUCAUCUCUCACCCCAACACACACACACACACACACACACACACACACACACACACACACACACACACACACACACACACACACACACACACACACACACACACACACACACACACACCACUCUGUCCUCUUUGCAGACCACCCCCCCUUAAACAACUGGAUUCCACAGACUUCAACUACAACUUCAAGAGCUCGUCCCAAGGUUCUUUAAAUGAUGUAAUAUGUACCAGCAGACAAAAUAGAUGUGCCACUUCAGUUAUACCACAUUUUCUUUCAAGGAAAAAAACACGGGACAUUUUCUGCUGAACAUUGUUCGUUCACAGUCUAAUUACUGUAUUAUGUUAAGAUACCCGGGAACAGAAAAUGCAGGAUAAAGUCAUACUAUGAAAAGUAUUAUAAGUAAAACUCUGAUUGAGGUGAAUUGGGUUGACCAUAACUGUAGAUAACAGCAGCUUUAGCUUCCACUGAGAGGGCUGAGGUCCUGUUCUCACUGUUUUUUGUAAAGUUGGGUCCUUUUAGAGAGUUUAUGUUGUACACAUGGCGAGCAUUUUAUAGGCUGAGUCCAGUCUUUUUAAACUUAAUGCAUCAUUUGUAUUUUAGUCCGAUACAAUAAAAUACAAAUUCUGAUUCAGUUUUCCCCAUCACAGUUUAUUUUUUAAUGUGAGGCAGGGGUCGAUGUCUUCUAGAUCUCAAAAAAAGACCCAAAGCUAACAAUCAGUGAGAUGAAUCCAGUGUGGGGCUCUAGUGGCUAUUUGACUGUGGGUCCAAAUAAACUGCAGUGUGUGUGUUGAUGGUGAUGAAGGACCAUCCAGAGCAGUAGUGUGGCUCAUUGAUGAAGAAGACGCAUCAGGCUUAAUGUACACACCAGACUUGUGAGAAGGAACUGUCAGUGUGGCUCUGCUGGUAGUGAGACACAUAUAAACUACCACCAUCUUUGGGGACAUGGUUCUAUACGUCUGUUCAGGCUACGGCCCUGCUUUCAUCCCAAAAAACCGUUUUCAUAUGUGGGAAUAUUCCUAAUCUGAUCACCAUCAGGUUAAAGUAUGUAUAAUAAUCUGAAGCCUGAUGUGUAACAUGAUUUAAAGUGUGGUAUAAAUGAUUGGUACAUCAGAACUGGGGUUAAGUGUCCCCCCCCCCCAGCUUUGAACUUGAUAAGACCAGGCUGACCUCAUGGCUUUGCUCACACACCUGUGCUUCAUAUUAAUCUAUAAACUUCAGUCAGACAGGGACAGUAAGUUAGUUAUGAGGAUUGGCGGUGCUGCAUGCUGUUGAUUAAAUAGGAUUUCCAGAGCUUUGAAUUCACUCGGAUGUUCCAGAGGUCUUAACAGAGCUGUUCUAUCACCGCUCCCUCAGAGGGAUCACUGUGUGAUUGAAAACUGUUCAGAGAAGGACUUUAUUUAUUUACCAGUCACUUUGUGUCUCACAGAAGCUAAAGACAGAGACACUGGCCCGAGCUGUUUCUUUAUUUUUCAAUUGUGCAUGAGCUCUUUGCCCCCAACAACUAAAAACAAGCUUUGAUUUGUGGCACCUUAUGAGUUCCUCUCCCACUGAACAGAGAGGGGCCUCCUCAGAGGGACCCGAGAUGUCCCACCUACAACAUUCCUAAAUGUAGAUACUGGAGCGUGCAGUAGCUCAGUCCACUGAAUGGAGCAGAGCGAGGGAUCCAGAUCGACUUUAUGUCCACACGUGAUGAAUCCCCAGGGCCUUUAUGUAACAAGACUCAUCAUAUCACAGAGUUCAUGGAAGCUGAUGAUAGCAGUAACUUGACCCCUUAUGGUUAAAUGUAAUCAUUUCUGAAUAUUUACUGAAAUUAUAGCAUUGAAAUAGGUAGUAAUAGUAAUCCAAUAAUUAAAGUGCAUGAUAAUAGAGUUAACAAAUUAAGAUUGAAAUCAAAAUUAUAUAUAUAUAUAUAUCAUUAUUUUCCACAAAUUUGAUCUAGAAAGUCAAGUCAGCUAAAAUUCUAAAUGAGGAAAAUAAGACUGGAACAUCUGGUCUGCCAAGAUCAGACGGAUCAAAUGACAUCGUGUGAAGUGGCUGAACGGAGGUCUGAUCCACCUCCUUCAGGCUCAUUGUGUUUGUUAGUUAGAGACGGCGUUUGGUGGUCUGAGGGCGCUUUCAUGAGCUGUCUGGUCCGACUCACACACACUGGUGUGUUUCCAUGUUUUAUUUGGGUUGGUGUGAACGCGUCAGUGGACCUCUGGUGCAGAUUGUUAGUGGUGUUAACCACAGGACUUUGGGAUGAACUUAUAUUACUCUUAAUUCCUCCUACUGAGAUCUCUUUGCUGUGUUUAAUAUAAUUUGGUAACCAUGGAAACACAUAUGCAUCAUAUAAUGAGAGGGAGGUAAAACAGAUGUUUAAGCAGUUCUUCAAGUGAGGUGAGCACACAGUAACUGUCCCCUUGUUUGUCACUAUUUAUGACUUCUGACAUCAUUUGUGAUCAUAAUUUUAAGACCUGACUUGAAUCGUUCAGAGAUCAGAAUUUAGCUCAUUACAUUUGAGCACCUUUAAUCCAAAACAUAAACUCAGAAUCAAGGUUUUGGUGAAUGGCCUUCUUACCAGAAUGGGAUUAGACCACAUACAGUCAGAUAAAGUCAAAUGUAAAAUUUCCUCUUAUGUAUAUAGUCGUGGUUACGUUUCACGAUGAGGGGUCGAGCUGCUGCAGUUUGCUUCCAUAGAACCGUGUGACGUUCUCGCAUGCUGAUUGUGCCUUGUGUACAAUGACAUGAACCCUGAAAAAAAAAAUGUUUAAUGCCAAAUAUGUGACGUAGAAUAAGGUGUAGAUGUGGACAGCUCAGCAUCUGCUCAGUGUGGCCCUGGGAUCCUGUCAGUGAUGUGAAACGUUAUUUAUUGAGUUGUGAAAGAAGAGAAGGACUUUUCCUCCUCAGUACAGCUGGUUAGUGACACUACAGCCUUAUAGCGCCACCAACAGGAGACAUAUGUACGCUGUGUGUUCAUUCGAUGAAGGGGACUCUUAUCAGGUACUGAGUCUUGCUUGAACAGGAAAUGACAUGAAUAUAAUGUGUAUAUAUAUAUAAAUGAAAGGUGAUGUACUUUUUACUAUGUAAUAAAUAUAAUGUAA